Colletotrichum karsti is the source of this 2292-nucleotide messenger RNA. RefSeq lists its product as uncharacterized. Gene Ontology annotation, molecular function: DNA binding; zinc ion binding. Bases 1 to 2292 code for a protein of 763 amino acids. Gene Ontology annotation, biological process: DNA-templated transcription. The transcript is spliced from 6 exons. The record is from RefSeq and is a predicted model, not a curated record. Lineage: Eukaryota; Fungi; Ascomycota; Sordariomycetes; Glomerellales; Glomerellaceae.
AUGCCUCCAGACGAGAACAAGAGCCUCACCAGAAUCCUGGACACCCUAGGACUCUCCAAAGUCCAAACGACGCUGGAGAAGAAUCCGACGCCGCCCAUUGACCCGGCACUGUCUCUGGGGACACAGCCGUUCGCACCAUCCAUUCCGGUUCCGCACCCCAUUGCACCACCCGGGCAGCUUCCUCCCGAGUUCUCCCUGCCCUUGGACGUGACUUCCUUCGGUCUGGGUGACAACAGACAUGACGAAAACGCCCAAGUCUGGAACCGGGCCCGGGACGUCGUGCCGAGAGGAAUUGCGGAUUGGGACUGGAGCCCGCCGGAAAACAACGAAAUCAUCGAAUCCACGGGCGUGGACAUCGCCAGCGUGCGGGCUCCGAGUCAUCCGUUGUUGAGCUCGUACUCGGAGGCCGCUCUGAGCGACGUCGACAACGACGACAGCGCGUCCGGGACGACGGAAGAAGAUCUCGUCAACCAGCUCUCGGACCGGCUGGGAUCGCUGCACAUCGGACCCAACGGCCAGAUCUCUUACUUUGGACCGACUUCGAAUUUUAGCCUGGUUGAAAUGCCGGCCGGGAGCGAAACUUUGGCUGUGGACCGAACUGUACGGAACGACGGCCAGGAACACUUGGACAAUUUGGGGUACGGAAAGACGAUUCCGCCGGAUCUCGAGGAGCACCUCAUCAAUCUUUACUUUGCGUGGCAAAAUCCGUCAUCUCCAAUUAUUGACCGGACUCUGUACGAAGAGGCCAAGUUUAAGUGGCUUGAACGAGAAGAGGAUACGCCGUAUUACUCCGAGGCUCUCAGAAACGCAAUGUGCUCUUUAGGUGCCGCCUUCGAAACGCGAUAUCAUCCGAGGUUUGUGACCUUUCCAAAGUCUCUUCCAGACUUUUUCGCCGCACGAGCCAAAACCCUCCUGGAGAUCGAACUAGACUCCCCCUCGGUUUCAACAGUUCAGGCCAUGGUUGUCCUCAGCAGCCACGAGAUCGGAGCCAAUAGGGACUCAAGGGGCUGGUUGUACAGCGGAAUGGCUAUACGACUUGCUUUUGACCUGGCGCUUCAUAAAGACAUGACUCCGUACGUUGCAAAGGGGAUUCUAACGCACGCCGAGGCCGAGUUGCGUCGAACGGUCUUUUGGGCUACAUAUGUGGUGGAUCAGAGUCUAGGAUAUUACAGGGGUCGACCGUUCCGCGUCAGUUUGGAUGAUAUCACAGUUCACAAGCCCACGGGCAGCACAACGGACGGUGCAAAAUGGUUUCCGUACACUUCGCCGAGCAGCAACGGCUCCGCAUCGGAGAGCUUCGUCGAGGACGUCAAUCUCCAGAGAAUAGGAUUGUGCGAAAUCAUGGCGCCUCUCGGCCACACAUUAUACGGCAACUCCAAAAUACCCAAAAACAUUUUACAAGAAAACAACGAAAAGAUUGUGUCGAGGCUCUUCGUAUGGAAGGAGAAACUCCCAGCAAUUUUACAAGUCGACCCGGACGACGCCGAAGGCACCUAUUUGCCACACGUCCUCCUACUCCACAUGCAAUACUACCAAAACGUAAUCCACUCCCACAGGCCGUGGAUGUCCUCCUCCUACCUCCAGCCCCAACCGCCCCAGGGCCCGGGCUACAUGCACGCCCAGCGCAUGUGCAUCGAGUCCGCCGCCGCCAUCGCCAAGCUCAUCCAGACCUACGAGCGCCUCUACUCCCUCCGCCGCGUCAGCAUCCAGGGCGUCGCCGUCGUCUUCUCCGCCGCCGUCAUCCUCAUCUUCGCCUCCAUGUCCCGCCGCCGCCGCAGGAGGACCGCCGAGACCGCCACACACCUCAGCGUCUGCUUCCGCGCCCUCGAGGAGCUCUCGUCGUCGUGGGAGUGCGCCAAGAGGGCCCGCGACUUCUUGAUGAUACUGCAGCGCAAGUGGGAGCUCAGGUCGAGGAGGCUGAGUCAGGGGGCCGGAGGCGGAGGAGGAGGAGGAGGAGGAGGAGGAGGAAGGGCGAGGAAGGCUGCGGCUGGGAUGGUGCCGGGACUCGGGUUCGUGAGGCCUGGCGACCAGGGCUCGAGGAAGAGGGCGAGGACGGAUAGUCCGGCCGGCACGGGGACGUCCAAGAGCAUGAGUAGUUUUCAAAGUAUAUCGCCCGUCCAGCCCGGUGAGCAGCCGGUCGACGAGCAGAGGGAGGACCACGGGGGGAUCGAUAUGGACAUGAGGCUCGACCUCGACUGGGUCUUCACGACGGGUGGUCAGGCGAUACCGGGAAACUGGGAUAGUCUGUUGCCCCCGGACGCGCUGUAUUUCAAUCACCACGGAGCGGGAUAG